This is a messenger RNA of Lycium ferocissimum, 2238 nucleotides long. RefSeq names its product protein decapping 5. The coding region runs from base 135 to 1970 and encodes 611 amino acids. Gene Ontology annotation, biological process: P-body assembly; cytoplasmic stress granule assembly. Gene Ontology annotation, cellular component: P-body. The record is from RefSeq and is a predicted model, not a curated record. NCBI's taxonomy places the organism in Eukaryota, Viridiplantae, Streptophyta, Magnoliopsida, Solanales, Solanaceae. Gene Ontology annotation, molecular function: mRNA binding. The transcript is spliced from 8 exons.
GAAAAAACCCUACACACAAUAAUCUCUUCUUCUCUCCGCCAUCAUCAUCAUCUUCAAAACCUAUAGUCAACUCUCUUUCUCUCUCUAACAUUCACUUUCUCUCUCUAGAUAUAUGAAUUUUUAGGGUUAAAGUUAUGGCGGCGGAGAGUUCAUCGGCGGGUAGAUCUAGUGGCGGCGGUGGAUCAACAACGGCGGAUUCAUAUAUCGGUAGUUUAAUUAGUUUGACUUCAAAGAGUGAGAUCCGUUAUGAAGGAAUUCUAUAUAAUAUCAAUACUGAUGAGUCCAGUAUCGGUCUUCGUAACGUAAGAUCAUUUGGAACAGAGGGAAGAAAGAAGGAUGGUCCUCAAGUACCUCCAAGCGACAAGAUUUAUGAGUACAUACUUUUUCGUGGAAGUGAUAUCAAGGAUUUACAAGUUAAGUCUUCGCCACCUCUUCAACCUACACCAGCUAUAAACAACGACCCAGCUAUUAUCCAGUCGCACUAUCCUCGACCACCUACCACAUCUGCAAGUUUACCUGCUGCUGUUGGUGGAUCUUUGACGGAUCUAAGUUCCCAUUCUGCUCAGCCAGGACAUCCUGGCUCAGCAUUCCAAAGUGGCCUGCCUUUGUAUCAACCUGGAGGGAAUAUAGGAUCUUGGGGUCCAUCACCUCCUCCUCCAAAUGCCGGUGCUGGUGGACUUGGUAUGCCAAUGUAUUGGCAAGGUUUUUAUAGUGCACCUAAUGGACUACCACAAAUGCAGCAACAAUCUUUGCUUCGUCCUCCUCCUGGACUUGCCAUGCCUCCUUCCAUGCCGCAGCCUCCUUCCAUGCCGCAAAUGCAGUUUUCUGGUUUCAAUUCGUCUUUGCCAACUGGAGGAUCAAGCCUACAAGCGUCUAACUUGCCAGAAUACCCUUCUUCAUUGAUGCCUACAACUACUAGUUUAACCUCUGGCACUUUACCUACUGCUACUUUGCCUUCCAGUGUGUCCCCUCUGCAACCUGUGGUACCUGCCACUGAAACAAUAUCCAGCCUUUCAAAGAAGGCUUCUGUAUCUGCUAUCCCUGCGUCGACAUUAAGUGCUAGUUUACCGACUUUACCUCCUUUGACAACAAGUCCUGAUGUAAAUCCUGUUGUUCCGCCAGUAUCUAUUAAACCCAACCCAGUACCUAGCCCAACUUUGUCUCAGUCUGUAUCUACUGUUGUGGGGCCAUCCAGUUCUAAUCUAGCGGAGACACCCACACCGUCGCUGGUAACACCAGGGCAGCUGUUGCAAUCUGGACCAAUUGAUGUUCCAUCAACUCAAUCUUCGCAGACAGCUCAAAAAGAUGUAGAAGUGGUUCAAGUAUUGCCCACACCAUCUUCAGAACCUCCAGCUCCUGUUAAAGCAGAAGCUCAGCCACCAAUAUUACCAUUACCACCUCAGACCCGUCAACAGAAGACAAAUGGAGCUCCAUAUCAGCCGCGUUACAACAACUACAGAGGGCGUGGUGGAAGAGGAAUGGGGGUUUCAAGACCAGUAACAAAGUUUGAUGAGGAUUUUGAUUUUAUGGCCAUGAACGAGAAGUUCAAGAAAGAUGAAGUAUGGGGUCAUCUUGGCAAAAGUAACAGAGAAGGAGAUGGAAAUGGCAGUGAUGAGGAUAUUUCUUACAUUGACUACGAGGAUGAUCUUCCUAAGAUUGAUGUCAAGCCUGUUUACAAUAAGGAUGACUUUUUUGACUCUUUAUCAAGUAAUGCACUUGACCAUGACUCAAAUCAUGGAAGGACCAGGUUUUCUGAGCAAAGGAAGAUAGAUGUUGAGACAUUCGGAGAUUUCUCAAGAUACAGGGGCGGCCGUGGUGGUCGUGGUCCUGGACGUGGUGGACGUUCUCGAGGAGGAUAUGGAAAUUAUGGAAGGGGAGGAUAUGGAAGUGGAAACGGAAAUGGAUAUGGAUAUGGUUAUGGCUAUGGUGGUAGGGGCAGAGGCCGUGGUGUGCCAUACCGUGCUUCGUAAAUGCAGUUGGUGUAUUUUCAAGGUUGACUAGAAGCAAAUAUCUGGCUCUUGUAGGCAAGGAUAUUGUUAGUACUAUGUAAUUCUGUAACGUUUGUGCAUUGUCUAGUUUCCGAAGAAUAAAUUCAGGCUGUAAAAGUAUGCUCGAUUUUCCUCGGGCUAGAGCUCAGUCUUCUAGCUGCAAAUUUCACAAUCACAAUGGCUGUAGUCAUUGGAUGUAGUUUGCUAGUCGAUUGCAAUGUGAAAAUUCGACAUUUCCUAUUUUCCUUCA